UUAAUUUUUUCAUAGCCAGGCGCCAGACUUACACCCAAAUCGCUUUUACUCGAGAUACUCAAAAAUUUAUUUUGCAUACGCAGAAAAGGUUGUUGACUUUUGAACGCAAACUUCAUCCCUCUAAUCGCCAAAAUGCCGAGAGACUUUAAAGCACCAGUCAACGUAUCGCCACUUAUCAGGUUUGGUCGAUGGAGCUUCCUAUUAUUAGGUGUAACCUAUGGAGCUACUAGACACAGUUAUCUUCAAAAGAAAGAAGAUAGAACAAAGGAAUCUCGCCAUCAAAAGAUUGCUGAAAGAGAAUCGAAGAUUGCAGAAGAAAAGAAGAAAUUUGCUGAACAGGAAAUCAAGAAUUUGGACGUCAUAUUCAACCCACCGAAGACUGUUGCAUAAAAAACAAAUGGCAGGCAUUUAGAUUUUAAUUAAUAAAAUGUUGUCUUAUUGAUAUGUUCUGUAUCUUAUAGUAAACAUUUUUAUGUUUCCAAUUGUAGUUAUUUACACCACUCAUAAAUUACUUUAAUGUGCAGAUGAAAUUUAAUCGUGUAAGAAAUUUGUACCGUAAAAUACACUAUUAAAAAAAAUA
Molecule: messenger RNA, 580 nt
Organism: Melanaphis sacchari
Lineage: Eukaryota; Metazoa; Arthropoda; Insecta; Hemiptera; Aphididae
Gene: ATPsynE
Product: ATP synthase subunit e, mitochondrial
Exons: 3
Coding region: 133-390 (85 amino acids)
Biological process (GO): proton motive force-driven ATP synthesis
Molecular function (GO): proton transmembrane transporter activity
Source: RefSeq, a predicted model, not a curated record